This is a messenger RNA of Striga asiatica, 1083 nucleotides long. The record is from the annotation of a GenBank genome assembly. NCBI's taxonomy places the organism in Eukaryota, Viridiplantae, Streptophyta, Magnoliopsida, Lamiales, Orobanchaceae.
AUGGACUUGAUCAUAGGCCACGUCAUAGGCCACGGCUCCUCCGGCGCCGUGGUCUCCACCGCCACCUCCAUAUCCUCCGGCGAGAUCCUCGCCGUCAAAUCCGCCGACCUCCGGCGAUCGCAAGCCUUACGGAGGGAGGAAAAAAUCCUCUCCACCCUCAACCACCCGAACAUAAUCGGCCACCGCGGAUGCCACGUCAGCAUCGAGGGACGAAGACCCGUUUUCCGCCUCGUCAUGGAAUACGCGCCAGGCGGCACGCUGGCCGACGCCAGUUCGCUCGACGAGCCCACGAUCGCCCGCCAUGCGCGCGCCAUCGUGGACGGGCUCGAUUAUCUCCACUCCCGAGGCAUCGUGCAUUGCGACAUUAAGGGUAGCAACGUGUUGAUUAAGGAUGGUGAGGCGAAAAUCGCGGAUUUCGGCUGCGCCAAGCUGGCGGAUGACGUGGUGGCGGUGAUUGGCGGCACGCCGCUCUACAUGUCGCCGGAAGUUGUUCGUGGGGAGGAGCAGAGUUUUGCGGCGGAUGUGUGGGCGCUCGGGUGCACGGUUAUCGAGAUGGCCACCGGAGGACGGCCGCCGUGGCGGCCGAAUGAUGCUUCGACGCUUGCGAAGAUUGCGUUUUCCGGCGAGACGCCGGAGGUGCCGGAGUUCUUGUCGGGCUCGGCUAGGGAUUUUAUCGGGAGGUGUUUGAGGGUCGACCCAAGAGAGAGGUGGACGGCUGGAAAGCUGGCGGGGCAUCCGUUUGUGGCUGCGUUUGGGUUUGGGUUCGGGCAGGCGAAGGAGGUGACGGGCAGAACGUGUUCGCCAACUAGUGUUCUUGACCGGGGGAUUUGGGGCUCGGCUGAAGAAGGAUUUUCGGAAGAUUUGUCGAGUGAGCCGGUGGAGAGGAUAAGGGAGCUGUGUGUGGAGUCUUUUGUAAAGGAGGAUUGGGAGUGUGAAGAGGGAUGGAUAACAGUUAGAGAUUGUGAAAAUGUGAGGAAAAUUGGUGGAAUUAAGUGUGGGGAUGAGUUUAGAGAGUGGAGUUUUGAAUUUUGUGGGAAUUUUAGUUUACAGAGGGAAACAGGGGAGAACAGAGGAGUUAGAUGA